AAGAAGGAGAAUGAAGACAGAUAAGACAUCAAAAGAAUAAGCAUUUUUACUUGAUUCAAGUUCUAUACAAAGCAAUACUAUAAUUUGUAGCUCUAUCGCAAAAAAAAGAAUUUAUUAGAUAGGAGAAUCAACUAGUUGGUCGUGUGAUUUGUGCAGUUUUAUUAUUCCCGGUGUGCGAUUUUCUUUGAAAUGUCAUAGUUUUCAUUUUUUUUGUAAAUAACAACACCUGAUUGUAAACCUGAUUUAAAUAAGCCACGUUUUUACUUAUAAAAAAUUAGCAUAAGAUAAAAGUGGAGACGCCGGGUAGUGGUCACAUGUUUGUCUGUAAUCGGAAACACCUCACAUUAGUGGUGAGGAGUACAACUAUAAUAGGUAAUUAGCUGAUUUUUAUUCCACUUAAUUGCCAUGUGAAAAAAUUAACAAGCUCAUUUUAUUAGUUGUGAAAUUAUGUGAUUAUAAAAAAAUGCUUUUUCUUCAUAUAUAAUAAGAAGAUAUCUCAUGAGUCAUGAUCAUUAAGAUGGAGAAAAAUUAGACUAUUCAAAAUAACUUGUUUAGAAAAUGAUCUACAAAAAUUUAAUUUAAAGCAAAAUAAUAUUUUCUUUUAAAUUUAAAUUUUUUAAGAAAAAUGCAAAUUCAAAAUUAAAAAAAGAAUAUGACUUUUCGUCUUGCCUUUCAUCCUACAUUUAGUAAAAAAAAAAAAUCUUCUGAAAAUGACCGCCUUUCCCAGCCAUUAAUUUGCUUAGGCAAUUCCUAGAAAGGACUGUGAGUGCACCCAAAAAAUAAUGUAGGUCAAAUUAUUUGUGUAUAAAAAUGCGCAAUCUGAAUUGACCGAGUGAGCAAGUUUUUUAUGAGGUACAUUUAGUGCGACUUCAUCAUAUGAACCAUAUAGUGUAGCAUAAACCAUUCCACUUACUUAACUUCAGUUUAUCCAUCACACAAUGUACAAAAAAACAAUUUACCCCCAUCCAUCGUCGAAGAAAAAACUCAAAAUAUUAAAGAAGUAAUGGUAUAUACCCAUAUAGUUAUAAUCCAACGAAAACUGAAGGUUGGGUUCAGUUGCAUUUAUGCCAUCGUACUACUCUGAAUACAUUCAGCAGUGCUUUACAAUUUAUUUCCUAAAGGAAUUAUAGCAAACAAACUAAAUUGUAGUUCUUUUUAUUUUUUUCUUGUGUGAUCGUUAAGUGUCCUCUUGUGAUUAAAAAUGGUAUUAGAGCUUAAAGUUUAAAAUGUUUAAAAAGUUUAAUAAGAAAAGUUUAAUAAAAUUCCUUACAAACAAUUUAAUUGUGAUUUUUAAUCAAUUAAGUGAGAAAUGUAAAUAUUUAAAUGUACAUAUGUAGGUGUGAUUAUAUAUAAUACGUACCUACCUACAAUAAUCAGUGCCUAUAAGUGGAGGUUUUAAAAGUGAAUUUGUCCCUAAUGAUGUACUAACUUUCUCCCUAUCGCAUACUUUUUCUAUGCCUAUGCUAUUACAUAAAGUGAGAAGAAUGGUGAUAGUGAUUUUUUAAAGAGCACGAAGAUACUAAAUAAGUGCUUCAAUGUAGUAAUUAUGUUGGGUAAAUUGACAACCGACAAUCAUAUAAUGAACAAUAAAGUUUGUGUGCUGUAUUUUUUAUUUAUGUUUUCUUCCUCAAUCAUUCGAGCAACGCUCUAUGACUUAUUGCACUUCAUUGAGAGGGGAAACAUUGGUGGAGAUCUUUUUGAUAAUAACGAAAGACAAGAGAAAAAUUUAACAAAUUAUUAUUUUCCAAAUAUAAAACGCAAUGAAUGGAAUAAAUACUCCGAAAAUCUGCAAAAACAUACACCAUUUGGUAAACUUUUACAACAGGCACCUUCAAUUCCUUUGGCAGUAACGGCAGUAAAGACAAAUAUUCAUAAUAUAAACGGGUACAAAUAUCAAAAUCGCAAUCCACCAUUCAUUUUUAUAGAAAAACUGACCAACAAUCUAAAGCAAAAUUAUGACUACAAAAGCCCAUUCUCGAUACGAAAUAAACCUACUUUCAAAUUCUUUGGCCAAAAGUUUUCCUCCACUGCUGGUCUUGAUGUCAACAUACCAUUUACAAAUGAAUUGAUUGAUAAAUUUAAGGAUCACAUUAAAGCAAUUUAUCCUGGAACACUUUGGUGUGGAGGAGGUGACUUAGCCAAUGGAACAUCUGAUCUUGGAUUCUUCGCUUCAACAGACAACUGCUGCAAAAUGCACGAUAUGUGCCCAUUUUACAUUAAGCCCAGAAAUCAAGAUUAUGGUUUACAAAAUAGUGGUCUUUUCACGAGAUCUCACUGUGAUUGUGAUCGAGAAUUCUACUAUUGCCUCAAAAAAAUUAAUACAUUUGUAUCAAAUAAAAUUGGCUAUACAUAUUUUAAUAUUUUAGGACCACAAUGCUUUAGGGAGGAGUAUCCCAUAAUUUCAUGUGCUAUGAGCUAUCGAAAUCGUUGCUAUUCAUACAUCGUGGACGAUGGCAAUAUUAAGACGUGGCAAUGGUUCGAUAAUAAAUUGUACUAAAAACCAACAAUAUAUCAUCUGUACUAUUUCCCAUAGGUUCAUCAAUAAAAGACCAUUAUAUUGAUUUUUUAGUCACCUUGCAAAUUAAAGAGAAUUAGGUUAAGUCGAUGGUGGAUAUUUAAAAUAGGUAACUAGAAUAAAAAAAUCUUACGAAAUUUUAAAAUCAAUUUCAAAUGAAACAGAAAAUAUAUUUUUAUUAUGAAAAAUGUAUACCUAUACAAUUUAAUUAAAAUAGAAUAAAAUAAAAUAUAAAUUAGUAUAGGUAAAAUACAAACAACCUAGUGAAAUAUCAGAAGAAAAUACAAAUAUUUUUAAAAGGAAAACAAACAAAUAAAUAAACUUUCGAACAAAUGACUUGUGAGUUGAAACAGAUAUGAAAAAAGAUAUUUUUAGAGACUAUCAUGAUAUUAAUUAGAGCUCGAGGGUUUCUUGAUAUGCUAUGGAAAUUAAACGACAUACGUAGUUUCAUAAACACUACGAGGAGACGUACGCAUGUGUGUAGUUGUAAAUGGUUCGUCUUCCUUUAAAAAAUACAUGAAUUUGUUUCGUUUCUUUAACUACAUAGUAGCAUAUCUCCAUAUUUAUGUUCUGUGAUAUUUUUUUUGAACAAUAAAAAAUUUAAUAAAAACGA
This is a messenger RNA of Lutzomyia longipalpis, 3128 nucleotides long. RefSeq lists its product as uncharacterized. The transcript is spliced from 4 exons. The coding region runs from base 1547 to 2497 and encodes 316 amino acids. Lineage: Eukaryota; Metazoa; Arthropoda; Insecta; Diptera; Psychodidae. The record is from RefSeq and is a predicted model, not a curated record. Gene Ontology annotation, biological process: phospholipid metabolic process; arachidonate secretion.